GCCUGGUGUUAACUUUGGGAGUCUCUUUCUUCUGUUAAUCACAAUAGAACAUUGACCCAGACAAUACUUAUCAAGUCUCAUGCUGUUCUUGUGAUUUAAAGGCUUUUAAAUGUAUGUCUUUCUGACCCUCAGAUUUUGCGAAUGUUGUUGGCAGAGAUUACUUGAAUAUUUUGUAUAGAGAUUACUGGACCUCUUGACCUGACUGGACAACCGGAGCCAUCGAAGGGUGUAGCGGACCAUACAAUAUGGGCUGCGUAGUGUCUGCUCGAAGGGAAUGUGGUGGAAAUAGAAGAAAACCAGGAAGUAUUGGCGAAGUUUCAGUCUAUGUUCCUGGUCUAAGAAUUCCCAAACCUGUCGAUUUUGCUCAGUAUCUUGGUGAUUACUUAUCUAAGAAUGCAGUGGAACGUCUAUCUGCUCUCAAAACUCGUGUAGUUGUGAUGGGUGGCCAAGAAGGUCCUACAACUACAAGAACAAAAAGAAAAAGUGCCACUCAACAUGGAGGUUCAACAUUGGCUGAUCUUCAGCAGGCUCUUGAAGACUACUUGCCAGUCCUUUUGGGAUUAGUUAAAGAUGGAAGUCAACUGCAACGCAAAGUACAAUUUGUUUGGAUUAAUCAAGAGGAUGAUGCGGAGGAAACAGCCAUGUCAAAUGCUUGGUAUGAAGUGUUGUCAGUUUUACACUUGAUGGCAAUGUUAUCUCUAUCACAGGCCAAUUUAUUACUUCUUCCUAGAACAUCUGCUGAUGGUUAUCAGCCAAAAGUAUCAGAAGAAAGCCAACGAACUUCAAUUGACAUCUUCUUGAAGGCAGCUGGAUAUCUGGAUUGUGCAAUCAGACAUGUUCUUCCCCAGUUACCUUCUGAACUCAGGAGAAAUUUACCGGUAGACCUGGCAGAAGGGGUUCUUCAAGCACUAUGUCUACAGGCAUUGGGGCAGGGUGUAGGUGUCCAGCUUGGAAUAGCAAUGGAUGAUACCAAAGCCACUCUUGCAGUGAAGCGUAGACUUGCAUGUGAGAUGGUCAAGUAUUGGCAACAGGCUCAAGACAACGUUAUGAACCUUCCAUUAGCCAAUGGUUGGGGCCAAAAACACUCUCUUUUUGUGAAGUGGAAGUAUGUUGAAUCAAAGGCUGCGGCAUAUUAUUAUCAUGGCUUGAUUCUUGAUGAGGGGAAUACAGAGAAGUCUCAAGGUCUAGCUGCUGCCGCUUUGCAAGCAGCAGACGAGUAUUUCAAAGAAAGUAAGAAGCUUUGUGAGGCAUUCAAUGCUGCACCUCCACUAUCAAGAAAUCCUCCACUUUGGGGAACCAUGAAGUAUCUAUCUGAAAAAAUUCCCAAGGAUACUUCAAGCAAGGUGCGAAUAAACCAUGAUCUCUACUCUUAUGAGAGAAUCAUGGAAACAGCGCCAAUUUUGCCUGAUUUUUCAUUGGCCUUGAAGCCGGAUGAAUAUCAACUUCCUCAGGUGGAUCCCUCUUGGACGGGGGAGAACACAGGGGAGGAACAAAAUGGCCCUAACCAUCUGAAGAGUUAAAAAAUGAAGCCGAACGAUUUACAAACCGCAGAUAUAUGGCCGCCUUCUGCAAGGAAGGAUGUCAACUUUAAGCACUAAAGGGUAUUCUUUGCCACCAGAAGCAAUUCAAGUGGUGUUUUUUUUUUUUUGGGGGGGGGGUAUGGUGUGGGUUGAGAUUCACAAAAAAGA
Neltuma alba is the source of this 1688-nucleotide messenger RNA. RefSeq lists its product as uncharacterized. The coding region runs from base 246 to 1520 and encodes 424 amino acids. The transcript is spliced from 12 exons. The record is from RefSeq and is a predicted model, not a curated record. Lineage: Eukaryota; Viridiplantae; Streptophyta; Magnoliopsida; Fabales; Fabaceae.